AUGGAGCUUAGUGUACAACACCUUUGCAGUCCUUCUCGCUGCGGGUGCAUUUGUCAAUGCAAGAAUUCCUCCACAGUUUGCGGGACUAGGAGAGUUGGUGAGUGUGUUGCCAGUCAUUGCUGCUGCGUUGCUUCUACGCUGGCCGAAGACCUAAGAGCAGACAAAAAAAUUGGUCCGAACUCUUGUAGUCAGAUUGCCGCCGAUAAAGAGCUACUACACCUUGCCCACCUUUCCGUCAAAGAUUACCUUCUAGGCGAGAAACAUUUCGAUAUUAGGACAGCCAGCAUUUCAAUUACAAGGACGUGUCUAACUUAUCUUACGGGCAUCAGCGGUAGCCAUAGAGAGCUCCAGCAGGAUUUUCCAAUGGCAAGAUACGCGACGGAAGUUUGGACAGGCCAUGCUGCGUUGGCGCAAGCUUCCGAAGAUAUACUGCAAAUGACAGUCAGCUUUCUAGAAAAUGAAUCGACCUUCUUACGAUGGGCCCGUUUAUAUCAGGCUGAUAGGAGUUGGGCAACUGACCCUGGUCCUCCACGAGGUUCUAGACUCUAUUAUGCUUGCUUUGCAGGGCUCGUGGGGACUGCACGAGAUCUUAUCGACAGUGGCGAGGACGUCAAUGCCCAAGGCGGCGAAUAUGGCAAUGCUCUCCAGGCCGCCUCAACAAAAGGACAUCAAGAGAUUGUUCAACUACUCUUGGAUAAGGGAGCAGAUAUCCACGCGCAGGGUGGCGAUAUGGGAAUGCUCUACAGGCAGCGUCAGCAGAAGGCCAUCAAGAAAUUGUUAGACUACUCUUAG
Molecule: messenger RNA, 792 nt
Organism: Aspergillus calidoustus
Lineage: Eukaryota; Fungi; Ascomycota; Eurotiomycetes; Eurotiales; Aspergillaceae
Source: the annotation of a GenBank genome assembly